Molecule: messenger RNA, 1884 nt
Organism: Sparassis crispa
Lineage: Eukaryota; Fungi; Basidiomycota; Agaricomycetes; Polyporales; Sparassidaceae
Product: Asparagine synthetase domain-containing protein
Exons: 12
Coding region: 1-1884 (627 amino acids)
Molecular function (GO): asparagine synthase (glutamine-hydrolyzing) activity
Source: RefSeq, a predicted model, not a curated record
AUGUGCGGGAUCUUCUUCUCCCUCCGAAGUGCGGUUUCUCAGGACGACGGCAACGAGACUUCAGCCUCAAACCUCUCGCAACUUCUGGGAAAACUCCAGCUUGCAAAUGCUGCUCGUGGUUUGUGCGCAUAUACCAAUCUUGCUCCAGAGACUCAGCCUCGCCGUGCUACAGGCCCAGACGCGCAGGAAACUGUGCAUAUAACCGUCCAGAGAAUUGCAUUGACCUUUUUUGCAUCCGAGCUGCGAUUGAGGGGAGAGGCGGCCGUUGCGCAACCGCACAUUGACCCUGACGGAAAUGUUCUGUGUUGGAACGGAGAAAUAUUCGAGGGCAUGUCUAUCGCGCCCGAUGAGAAUGACGGCAAGGAGCUCUCAGCCCUUCUCCAAACACGAAAAACACCGGAAGAAAUACGAGACGUCUUGGGCAGCAUCGAGGGACCCUAUGCCGUUGUGUAUUAUCAGAAAUCUUCUCGACGUAUCUACUUCGCACGGGAUCCUCUCGGCCGACGGUCUCUGUUGAUCCACAAACCGACUAGGGCGAAUCCUUACUUCUUGUUGACAUCAGUGUCAGCAGGAGCUCACCCAGCGUAUAAUCUAGAGGAACUUCCGACAGAACAGAUAUACUGUCUCGAUGCCGCCGAGCUGGGCAGCGGAGAAAGUGUCGAGGCUAACUUUCAGCGGUGCUUUGAGACAAUUCCUCGGCACGGAUAUGAGUUGAAUGUGCCAUUUGUAAGCUAUCUUUGGACAAAACGUUUCCCCUUUUCCCUUCCGAGCAUACUCACAUAUGCAGGAUCUCAGGCUAGACUUCCUAAGGUCAACGUUCAACUGCCCGAUGAUCCCCCAAUGGUGCAAGACUUGGAUCAUAUCCCAGCGCACCUGUCAUUCGCAGUGGAUGAAUUGACGGCCCACUUAGACAGGAGCGUAAUGCUCAGAGUGCGCAACAUACCUAGGAGCAGCGCGUCUUCUGGGCAAGCCAAAGUGGCCGUCCUUUUCAGCGGGGGUAUAGACUCUACGAUGUUGGCAUUCUUAGCCAGUCGUCAUGUAGAUCCGGACGAGCCCAUUGACCUCCUGAACGUUGCAUUUGAGAACCCACGGAAAAUCUCCGUGCAAGUGGAGGGAAACAUCGGCGGGCUGCCAAAGCGGGAAAAGAAGCAGAAACUGCGGGACCCGCUCGACUACUCUACGGUGCAAGUCUCUUACGACGUACCGGACCGGCUGACAGGGCUCAAGGAAGUUGAGGAGUUAAGGAGGUUGUGUCCAGCUAGGGUGUGGAAUUUUGUCGAGAUUAACGUUCCCUACGAGGAAUCUCAAGGCGCUCGGUCAAUCGUCGAAGCACUUAUGUUUCCCGGUCGAACAGUUAUGGAUCUGAGUCUUGCAGUCGCGUUGUACUUUGCUGCAAGAGGUGUCGGCCAAGUUCGGAGUUGUCCAGGAGCACCUGCGCAGCCGUACACAACGCCUGCUCGCGUACUCCUCAAUGGACUGGGCUCUGACGAGCUCCUCGGUGGGUAUGGCCGCCAUCGCACGGCGUUCAAGGCGGCUGGGUGGCAGGCAAUCGUAGACGAGCUACAGCUGGAGCUUGAUCGAAUACCGACAAGAAACUUGGGCCGAGAUGACCGGGUCAUCUCAUCCCACGGCAAGGAAACACGACAUCCCUUUCUCUCCCUCUCUGUCGUCUCCUUCCUCGCCCGGCUACCGGUGCACAUGAAGACGGAUCCGAGGUUAGAGGCGGGGCUGGGGGAGAAGUUGCUCUUGAGACUGGCGGCGAGGAAGGUGGGGCUGAUAGAGGCGAGCGCGAGGAAAAAGCGGGCUAUGCAGUUCGGCAGUCAUUCUGCGAGAAUGAUACCAGGAGAGGGUGACCGGAAGGGUGAUCUACUUUUGAACCGAUAG